Messenger RNA from Folsomia candida, 4490 nucleotides. RefSeq lists its product as uncharacterized. Gene Ontology annotation, biological process: proteolysis. Gene Ontology annotation, molecular function: serine-type endopeptidase activity; protein binding. NCBI's taxonomy places the organism in Eukaryota, Metazoa, Arthropoda, Collembola, Entomobryomorpha, Isotomidae. The transcript has 18 exons. Bases 1355 to 3937 code for a protein of 860 amino acids. The record is from RefSeq and is a predicted model, not a curated record.
AAUGCUUUGUUCAGUCACAGUGGAUUGAAUAUAUUUUGCUAACAACUUCUGAAUUCAGAAAUUUUUGUGGUUGCAUAAAUGCAUAAUUAGUUCAAUAAGACCAUGAAAUUAUGAAAUAACCUACAGUGCAGACUUCAUUUAGUUAAGGACAGAGUCCGCUUUUAAAUUUGAGUGCAACUUGACCAGAAUACUACCACCCUCAGUGGUGGAGAUAGUCGAACGUUUAUUAAAUAUUUUCUAUUAUUUGGAACCAUAUUUUUGAAAUAUUUACAAACCCUUCCCCUCGACUCUCGACUACCAUGACCAGUGGGGCUUGCUUCUUUACAGUCUUGAACUUUAAAUAUCGUCUUUUUUCUAGAAGGGAAGCCAUUUUUAACCACCAAAUAUCAAGCUUUAAAAAACGGUAUGGGUCUCAUCCUCCAUGGUCACUUUGAUCACUUUUAAUUUCAUAUUCUUCCAUGACAUGCCAUGAUGUUUCGCCGUAUCGAAUUACGAUUCCAUACAACCCCCAAUAUUUUGAUGUCACUUAUUCCAUUACAUUAGUAAGAUUUUAGCAUUUUACUUUAUAAAUGCGAAUUAUAGAACUUACUUACUUUGCAUAUAUUAACUCGUAAGAUAUGCACGUUGUAUAACACGGCACAAAUUUUGUUUUCAUAAUGCGAAUCUAUGUAUAGCUGUGAUGCUAUCGUUCAUUGUUGCAUAUCAUGCUUUCCCAGCAGCCGCAGCACGCUGACGAUAUUCACACUAAUCCUAAGAACGUGAUGCAUCUCUUCAACAGUAGCAAUGCACGCUAGGAUUCUUCAGUCAGCUCCUUGGCACUUUGAGAAGUUCCCAUCCGUCCUCAUCCGUGGACACUUCCACUUCUUCCUCCUUCCCCACUUUUCGCCCUACUGACGCCUGACGACAUCCGAAGACACGCUCAGACCUGGCUUUAUAAACGCACUCCGAGAUUAACUUCAAAGCUGACAUUUUUAGAGAUUUUUGGCCCCUGUCCUUCAGCAAUUUAAUUUGAGGAAUGGGCACAUUAUGGGGGUUCAUCAUAUAUGCGAAAGUUUAGUGAAAAGUGAAAUAAAAUGUUCAAAAUUGUUUUUACGCCAAAAUAUUUGCAAUUUGAAAAAUUAUUAAACAUUUUAGUUCCUGAAAACGAACUAAACAAUGUGAUACCAAUUGCACGUGAGGCACUAUGAUACAUUCAAGUUAACUAUAAGUUUACUCUACUCUGUGAUAACUACGUUAGCGAGCGAGGGGAAUUCGAGACACGAAUUAUUAAAUUGAUACUUAUUAAACUUUGCAUGGGGUACAUAAGACUGGACCUUUUUUUACAUUUGGAUAAUCAUCAUUAGUGAAAUCAAUCAUGGACUCACAUUCGAGACAUCACCAUCAUUCAGUGCACAGUUGCCAUCUUAAACACCAUGCUAAUUCUAAUGCUGGAGGAAAUGGAUUCGACAGGUAUGGUGGUGGAUUUCCCCAAUUGUCAAGGAUAUUCCCUCCGAUCUCAUCAUCAAGUUCAACCACAUCCUCCACGGCUUCAGAUAUCCAUGUGACACGCAAAUUCAGAUUUCAUAGGAAAUUAUGCGCUUGCAUCGCUGUCGCCGUGUUAUUCGUUGGGAUUGGAGCCUGUGUUGGGAUUUACCUUGGAUAUCAGUUCCUGAGCAUGUCGCCCUUAAUGGAACAAGUUUUCCGGGGAACAAUGACGAUAAGGAAAGGGGAUACAUAUGACGAAUCCCUGUCUAAACUUGACUCUUCUCUGUUCAAAAAUAAGUCUCAAAAGUACAAAUCUUUGAUUGAUUCCCUAUAUUCUCAAAGUGUGGUAAAGAAUGCUUUCAUCGAAUCAGAGAUUUUAGCAUUUGAUGGAAUCAAGAAUGGACCACUCACUGUAUACUUUAAUUUGCAUGUGGACACACACCGAAUUAGAGUUGAUGCUGGGGACCUCUUCAUCGUGUUUGCUGAUUUCGUAAGAAAUGCAAAAGGGAUUCUAAAUGGAACACUUGUUGUGGAUCAGGAUUCUCUGGAAAUUCAAGAACGAAGUAUGGCCUUCCUGUACCUCCCAGCCACGACUGAUCGGAACUAUGUCGUCAUCGAAAGUGGAAAUGUCUCCUCUGAAGACUCCACAUAUAUUUCGACACAACGGCCGAGCCUCUUCUCCUCCACGACUCGACACGCCAACAAGCACGAGAAAGUUUCAAAGAAAAGCCAAGCCACUGCCAAUGACUUGGGAGAAGUGCUUGAUUCGAGCAGUGAGUCCAGUUCCAUCAAUUCAGUGGAUGGAAGUUGCGCCCCGCUGUCCAUCGAUUUCUGUGUCAAUGUGACAUCUUCUAAACAACAAAGACAUCUGGACGAUCUGACCGUAUUACAACUCGCUUCAAUAGUGGAAUCUCAGUGUUACCCUUUCGCCGCACAUUUCCUUUGCUCAUGGGGAGUUGCCUGCCAGAAGGAACAACAUUUGGAUAAUAACGGUCUCCCACUUCUUCCAUGCAGAGAUUAUUGUGAUGAAUUUAUGUCAAAUUGUGGACACAAGUUGCCUCGUCAGAUUAAGGAUAAGCUAAAGUGCGGAGGAGAGUGGAAUGGGGUGGGGUCAUGCAUUACGAAACCAGGUUGUGUCCAAUCUUUGUACGAGACUGGGCAGAAACAGAGGAUUUGUGAUGGAGUAAUGGACUGCAUUGAUUUCUCCGACGAAUUGCAUUGUCCCUACUGCACUCCCGGUCAUUUCCACUGCGGUAUUUCAAAUCAAUGCAUCUCUCCAGAUAAGAAGUGUGACGGAACUAUCGAUUGUCCAAAUAGUAGCGACGAAAAAGCUUGCCUAACGCUCGCUCCGUCCGCUGAAGCAGCUGGAUAUGUCCACCAAUACUUUAACGAAGGCUACCUUUUUGUUCAUGACCAAGGAAAACUUGGAAAACUUUGCGUGGAGAGGAAUGAAUCGCAGUCCAACUCUUUGUGGAGCCAAGACUCGCAACUUUUACUGGACAAUAUUGGAUCGUCCGCAUGCGAACUGUUGGGGUUUCGAAAAGUUGCGUUUGUCCGAAUUCAACCCGAUGGAGAGGCCGAAGAUGACAAGGGAAAAGAUGUGGGGACCUAUGUUAGGAUACAGGAACCGGGGUCUUCGACGGAGGUCACUUUUUCUGCAGGAACUUGCCCCUCUAAAAAAGUCCUUUAUGUGGGUUGUAAUCACUUGGAAUGUGGACAGCGUCCUUCUCACCAACGAAACUCGAAGGGCUGGGCCGGUCAUGGGGAUUGGCCGUGGCAUGCAGCCCUCUUCAAAGACGGAGACCAUGUUUGUGACGCCACGCUCGUGACUUCGCAGUGGUUAAUCACUUCAGACAAUUGUUUCAGUGGGCAAUCUAAAGCAAGAUGGACUGUGCAUUUUGGUAGGGUCAGGAUGAGCACCGUGUCCCCGUGGCAGCAGGAACGACGUGUCGUGGGAAUGGUCAAGUCUCCUCUUGGGGAUCAUCUCGUCCUCAUCAAAAUGGCAUCACCUGUCAUUUUCUCCGAUUUUGCUCGACACAUUUGUCUGCCGGAUGAACCCGAAGGCCGAACAGGUUUAGGAUUUCCUUCUUGGGAGAAAAUACCCAGUAAUUGUAAAAGACUUGGGUGGAGUAAAGGAGAUGAAUUAGUAGAAACACCAAUGCAUCAGUUGAGUCAAGAAUCUUGUAACCCAAUCCCAUUUAGUAGGCAGAAGAAAUCUCCUAUAAGUCCCAAACCGUCCGCCCUUUGUUUCGAAAAUGACCCUCCCGGACGUGACUGCUUAAAAGAGAUUAAAGUAUUUCCAGGAGGAGCAAUCUACUGUCAAAAUGAGGAAACCAAGGAGUGGGCAUUGGCUGGGAUUGUCCCCACCGAUUCCAGACCUAAAUGUGGCAUAGAAAAACAAAGGGUCUCCGCCAUUGGGGGCAGCACAGAUUGGAUUCUAAAAACUAUCGAAGCUCUCACCAAUAAUUCCUAGUGCAACCACACUAUUCGUUCAUUUCACAUUCCACAAAGGGCUCAAAUUAAUAUUAUUCACUACUUUUCAAUUUAAAUUGUUCUCUAUAUGCAUGCAAUAACUUCAUUUAAAGAACUACAUGGGUCCCCCCCAUGAGCGAUAUUUUAACUUGUGUGUUUAUUUAAUUCUUAAAAUUUGAAUGUGAGAAUUGUUAGUCCUUUUAAAUGAAUCUUUAUCGUCGUAAACUUUUAUGGGGUUUUUUACCAUUUUUAUCCUGGUCAAUUAAGAGUUGUAUUACACAUAGUGUUUAGUAAAAGUAGGUAUUAACAAAUAUUUGACGACGAGGUGUACUUACGAUUAGUUUAAUCUUAAACAUGCGAAAACGAUGAGCGGUAUUAUUUUCUACGUCUGUUUGCAAUUUUGUACAUUAAUAAACUGUAUAUAGUACAUAGUAGUGGUUAAUUAAUAAUUAUUAUCGAAUUUCUUAUUAAAACAUUUUGAAAUGAAAAUUUAAAAAUGUUCUAUAUGCAAUUAUUAUACAGGAAUGACAAUAAAGCAUUUAAUUAAUUAUGAA